Hemibagrus wyckioides is the source of this 2307-nucleotide messenger RNA. It is a transcript of the gene dpep1, whose product is annotated as dipeptidase 1. Lineage: Eukaryota; Metazoa; Chordata; Actinopteri; Siluriformes; Bagridae. The record is from RefSeq and is a predicted model, not a curated record. Gene Ontology annotation, biological process: proteolysis. Gene Ontology annotation, molecular function: metallodipeptidase activity. The transcript has 11 exons. Bases 177 to 1430 code for a protein of 417 amino acids.
UUUGUGGACUUUGAUAUUCUGGGAACUACCAGAAGUCCAGAGUUUUGUGAUGUUAAAGAGCGUGGUGGAUUGUAACGUGUUAGAAGACUGGCUAGAUACGCGGGAGCUAAACCAUUUAGAGCCUUGAAUACAAACACAGACAGACUGGAAAAGCAGUGGUUAAGCAGGACAACAGGAUGAGGUGCCUCAGGGAUGUCUGUUUAGUCCUCUUGGCCUUUAUAUUUGCCUCCAGAGCGGAUAUACACAGAGAGCAAGCACUGAGGCUGAUGUCUGAGGCGCCACUGAUCGAUGGACACAAUGAUUUGCCAUGGCAACUGUGGAUGAAGUUUAACAAUCAGCUAAACACAGUGGAUCUGCACCAACUCAAUUCCACCCACACCAACAUAAAAAAAAUCAAAGACGGGCACUUGGCAGCACAGUUCUGGGCUGCAUAUGUCCCAUGUGACACUCAGUAUAAAGAUGCCGUUAGACACACCUUGGAGCAGAUUGAUAUUAUUCACAGAAUGUGUAACAAAUAUCCUGAGGACUUUAUGUUUGCCUCCAGCAGUCAAGACAUACUGGACGCCUUUGCCAACAAUAAGACAGCGAGCUUGAUUGGGGUGGAAGGAGGUCACUCAAUAGAUAGCAGUAUGGGAACUUUGCGCACUAUGUAUCAGCUGGGUGUCCGUUAUCUGACCCUCACACAUAGCUGCAAUACACCCUGGGUGGAUAACUGGAUGGUGGACACAGGCUCAGAUCCUGUGGAGCACAAUGGCCUGAGUGAGUUUGGCAAGCGUCUGAUUGCUGAAAUGAACCGCAUGGGCAUGCUGGUAGACCUGGCUCACGUGUCGGAACAGGUGAUGAACGAAGUGCUGGAGAUCUCCCAAGCCCCCAUCAUCUUCAGCCACUCUUCUGCCUAUAGCAUCUGUCCUCACAAAAGAAAUGUCCCAGAUCACAUCCUGGAGAAAGUGAGAGACAAAAACGGGAUUGUCAUGGUGAACUUCUAUAAUGACUACGUCACAUGUAGCCCACAGGCCAGCCUCUCGCAUGUGGCAGAUCACUUUGACCACAUCAAGAAAAUUGCUGGCUCCAGCAGUGUGGGGUUUGGUGGCGAUUAUGACGGGGUGACCAGGGUACCAACUGGUCUGGAGGAUGUUUCCAAGUAUCCCGACCUGGUAGCAGAACUGCUGAAACGCGGCUGGACAGACGACGAGGUCAAAGAUGCUCUAGGAAGGAACCUGAUACGCGUGUUCAAAGCUGUUGAAACGGUACGAGACAGCCUGAAGACCAAGAGUCCUGACGACGUUCCCAUCCCUCUGGGGCAAGUCCAGAACCCUUGCAGAACAGAUUAUGGCUAUCCAGUUCAGCCCAAUGCUGCAGCCGUGCCAUCUCACCGCUUAUACAUUUUAUUAACUCUGAUCUUAUUCUUGCUGAUUACCAAGUUUAUGUAACUGUAUGUACAAAAAGAGUUCAUUUACGGGCAUUUAAUUGUGAAGAACCCCUUUCUGAUGAAUUAAAAAUGCAAUAGCAGUAAGACGAAUAAAUAAAUUUGUAGAACAUAUCUGGAACUCAGCCUCAACAAAUCUGUUAUCAGCCUUUAUUGAGACACCCAUUUAAUAUUUACUUUAAGCUGUACUUUUUUUUUAUUCUAGUACCAUCUUUAGCUCAAUCAACAUACAGACGUUUGCUUGGUAAAUCUUUAAAACUGAUAAUACUGUUUGCUUUUUUUUUUUGUUGUGAGUUAAACUGCAUCGUCCUGAGCUUCACAGCUCAGAUUGUGGCAAGCGAAAGAUAAACAUCUAGGAAUCCAUGCGGUUUUCCUACUUUGUAGCUUGAAAGCAUGGAGUUGUUUUAAGUUCUGAUGUCUUACUCCUGAGGUAAACUGACAUCAUAUCAAAGCAGCCUUUGUGAAACCUAACACUAACAAAUGUUUCAGGCUACUUUGCCUUCUUUGUUUUGUCCUUAAGGCUAUGCAAACAUACUGUACAAUGUCACCUAGCAGAGGGCAGGAUGACAGUGUUAGUUUAGAUUUAAAUAGCAGGAAGUAUUCUAGUCUGAAAUGCAAUGCAAGAAAGUUCUUUACUAAAUAUUUCACUAAGAAUAAUUAAGAUGUAAUGUCUUCCCUCUGAUUAAAACCUCAUGUUAAAGAUCUAAGACGUAAAGUCUGUUUUACUUCACAUAAUCAUCGUAGGUCCUGAAAUUUUCCUCUUCAAUUUUUCAUGAAAUUUUAUUUUAUAUAUCUCUAUGUAAUAUAAAUAUAUUUCGAUUAUUUUAUAUAUAUAAAAUACUCAAAUAAAUAUAUGGAGAAAAAACUGAGCAUGUAAUAAA